Xiphophorus hellerii (green swordtail) is the source of this 2547-nucleotide messenger RNA. RefSeq lists its product as uncharacterized. Lineage: Eukaryota; Metazoa; Chordata; Actinopteri; Cyprinodontiformes; Poeciliidae. The transcript is spliced from 8 exons. The coding region runs from base 247 to 1788 and encodes 513 amino acids. The record is from RefSeq and is a predicted model, not a curated record.
ACUCCCAGCCACAGAUCACCGAGCCGCUCCUGGCAUUCCAGCAGGACCCGGCAUCACAAGCAGCAGCCUCCUCACUGCAGGAGACGCAGCUUUCUUCCACAGCUGAAGCCCAAUGAGGAAUAUCUGAACAUUUGAUCUUUUUUUUUUUUACAUUUAAAGUUUGAUUAUUUAUUUAUUUAUUUAUUAUUAGUAGUGUUUUUUUUUAAAUUUAUUUUUAUUUUUUAAAGCAAGUCAUUUAGUAGCAACAUGAGUAUGAAAAGGAAAAAGGCUGGGCUGGUCAUCAGCUGGCAGAGAUCUUUCUCAAUUCUGGCUCCUUGGAGAAAAGGGAAAGGAGACAGGAACGCAGUUCUGGACAGUGAUGUUGUGCUGACAAAAAUGAAGCUCUUAAACAACUUCAAUGAAAAGUUCCGGUCGACAGAAAACUCCACUCUCUCUGCAGCACCAGUUUCUGAGCACGACACUCCAGACCCAGGCGAGGCCUCGGAGGUAAACUCCCAUCCUGAAGACAAGACUCGGAUGGAUUCUGGUGCCGGAUACCUACCCGGCAUUUUCUCGGACUCUCAUCUCUCCAGGCUGUACAAGUUUGAAUCCGAGGACUCUGGAGUGGAACUGCCCAGCGGAGCCAACUCUCCGUCUACCCCCACAGGCUCAGAAAAGAGCUUUGCGGUCCACAGCCGAGAGUCCUCCUGUCACUGCUGUAACUUGGACUCCGACUCUACCUCCUCCCCCGAUGCAUUAGCUACAGAGGACCAAAACUCCAAGGAGGCAAACGGCUUAAAGAACAGCACGAAUUCAACAGUGGACACCCAAGACGACGUGUUCACCGACAGAGACGACUUUGACCCUUCAGUUGUAACAGCAAAACUGUACAUAUGUGAGGAAAUGGACCAAAGGGACGCCACAGGAUUUACCUCUGAAGAUGUUCGUGAGAGAACCGACCCACGUGAUGAGAAAAUCUCUUCAGAUGAUAAAAACAGCUCAGAGAGCGUAAAGCCCGCAGACGAAUUCUUACCAGCACGAUGUAAGGAUGAGACAGACGAGGACAUAAAGGCUGAGUCUCUAAGGAGAAGUGACACCAGGGACAGUCUGGAGGACUACAUGGACACAUGCUGCAAGCUCAGUGAGGCCCAACAACAGAGAUCCAGUGCUCUGGGCUCGGGCUUGGGCUACCUGGAGCACAUCUGCCAGCUGCUCGAAAAAAUUGCUCGUCUGCAGGAGGCAAACGUUCGUCUGCAAAGGCAGGUCUGCAGCCUGCAGAGGGACGGCAGGAUGAGAAAAACGAAGGAGGAGUGUUUUCAGCGGUAUUGCAGCUGUGGCUCUGCCACGUUGGCCUUCCAGAAUUGGCAGUCGAAAAGUGACUUUCCGUCUCCGAGUGGUACUUCCUCUGAUCUGUCCACCAUCCCGGAGGUCGGCUGGCACCCGCUGCUGUCAGCCAGGAAAGGCAUGAGUAGUGAGGAUUUGUCAGCCACCCCAGAAUGGAGGAGAAGCCAAAACCAAAGGAGCUACGCCGAGAGGGAGCCCCAUCACCAUGGAGACGGCACAGAGGGGAGGAGUCCUCCGACGGGCCGCCUCAGUGAAAACUACAUGUGGGGCCGAGUCAAGGACCUUGUGAGAAAAAGUAAAGGGAAGAACCAGAGCGGACUGGGACUGACGUCUGCUUCACUGAAGUUGUCUUGUCCUCAGCUCUAUAGGCCUGCUGAAGAACAAGCGAAAUGUCUUACCAGAAACAGGAACUCCAUGAUUGUCUUGGGCUACCAGAACAAACAAGAAGACAUCUCUUGGCUUUAGUAAGCAUCCGGAUCCAAAUGGGCUCACGCUGAGAAGAAGAUAUCAGGAGGUUCUACCAAGAAACUCUGAGACUUUAAAGGAAACAGAAGAAAAGAGAAGAGGAGUGUGAAGACAGAAGACAGAGGAGAAUGUUGAAAGAGAUGACUCUGGGACAGUGACAUCAGAGUGUGUGUUAUACUCUGUCCAAAGAAGAGUGGGGCGGUACCACUGCAUUGUGACAUAAUAUAUUUUCUUCAGAGUGUAGAGUUUUUAGCAUUCUAUUAUCGAAUCUAAGCUUAAAUAUCUUUAUAAUCUUUACAUUUGGUAUAUGGUAAAUACAUUACAGACAAACGGCAGCUGUUUUUGUGUACAGUGCGUGCAUGCGAAGCAUUAUUAAAGGAUGUGGGAAAGGGAUUUUCUGUUGCGACGUUCUCAAACAGGUCGGGAAGAGUUCAAAAACGUGCCGGAUAACAACCAGCUGCUAUUUUUUUUUUUUUCCUUAUGUAACAUUUUCAAAAUGUCAACAAAUACAUUUUUAAAGGUUAUCCCACGAUGCACCUGUUUCAGUAUUCUUCUCAUAACCUGGAUUCAGUGAAGAAGAGCCACACCUGGUUCUAUUUCAGAUUCACGUGCCAUGCGUUGGUCAAAUAAUCCUAAGGUUUUAAGAACAAGAAUAAUGACUUAUUAUUAUUCUUGUUACGAUAAUAAGAACUCUCUCGUAACUCUGCACCCCUCCAACUCAUCUGAAAAUAAAACUAAGAAGUGUGCUGCGAAUUUAAA